Molecule: messenger RNA, 471 nt
Organism: Caenorhabditis briggsae
Lineage: Eukaryota; Metazoa; Nematoda; Chromadorea; Rhabditida; Rhabditidae
Gene: Cbr-immp-1
Product: Protein CBR-IMMP-1
Exons: 4
Coding region: 1-471 (156 amino acids)
Cellular component (GO): mitochondrial inner membrane peptidase complex; membrane
Molecular function (GO): serine-type endopeptidase activity
Source: RefSeq, a predicted model, not a curated record
AUGGUGCUUAAAUUCCUGCGGAGGUUUACUACAGGAACAGUAGCACUCUAUUGUGUGGGACACACCAUCAGCAAGCAUGUCGGUGAACUUCUCAUUUGCAGCGGUCCAUCGAUGCAUCCGACCUGUCAAGACGGUGAAUUAAUCCUUGCUGAAAGACUCAGUGUCAAAUUCGAUAACAUUCAAGUUGGCGACAUUGUUGGCUGUAUCAACCCUCAAAAACCAAAAGAAUUGCUUUGUAAACGGAUAGUUGGCAAAGAAGGCGACCCAAUUACUUCUCACUUGCUACCAUCUGGACGUGUCCCAAUUGGACAUGUAUUUCUACAAGGAGAUAAUACACCAGUGUCCACCGAUUCCCGGCAUUUCGGUCCGGUCCCCGAAGGCCUCGUUCAGAUUCGCCUCAGUCUACGUAUAUGGCCAUUGGAACGGGCGGGAUGGGUCAAUGAUCGCUGGUUCUGGGAUAAAAGUAAUUAA